Messenger RNA from Hypomesus transpacificus, 1745 nucleotides. It is a transcript of the gene wdr21, whose product is annotated as WD repeat domain 21. The record is from RefSeq and is a predicted model, not a curated record. The transcript is spliced from 14 exons. Gene Ontology annotation, cellular component: Cul4-RING E3 ubiquitin ligase complex. Gene Ontology annotation, molecular function: protein binding. Bases 110 to 1669 code for a protein of 519 amino acids. Lineage: Eukaryota; Metazoa; Chordata; Actinopteri; Osmeriformes; Osmeridae.
UUGACUGAUGAAAUAAGCAGCCAAUUGUUAAACUGCAAAAUGGGGCAACGAUAGACCAAUGAGAUGAUGAAGGGCGGAUAUAUCACGUGGACGCGUUGGUAAAGCAGAGAUGAAGAAAUGGAACUGGCGUGAGAAAGGCAGGGACCGCAGGCGAAACGGUCACCGUUCCGACUGGCACAGGGACAACAGACACCGAACCCAAGAACAAAGGUAUAGCGGUAGUGACGCAGGUCCCUCUCACAGAGACCCUCCGAGCGAUUCUCACGCUGAUGGGUCCUCUUCAUCUUCUUCCUCUUCAGCUCCAGAGCUGCCGGGGUUCUACUUCGACCAGGAGAAGAACAGGUACUUUCGCUUGUUGCCUGGACACAACAACUGCAACCCUCUAACCAGAGAGCUGCUGCAGGAGAGGGAGAUGGAGAAGCAAAGAUCCAGGCUGCUCACUGAGGACGAGAAGCCCAGGAAGAAAGCACCAAGGUCAGGCCUCAACUCUGCGUUGCUGUUGCAGAAAAGACACCUAGGGUUGCUACCUGGAAGCUCCUAUUGUAGGUUGAUCCACGAGGUGAAGGUGAGUGGGAUGAGGCGACACAGGCUGGAGGUCCAGAGCUCAGACACCAACAGCCCCAACACGGACAACUUCAGACUCAUAGUGGGGGACUCAGCGUGUGAGCGGGUGUUCACGGUCAACGACGUGUCCCAUGGAGGCUGCAAGUACGGCAUCAUGAACUUCCAGGGCUGCAACCGUGGCUCUCUGUCUGUGGAGAUGUGUGACAACCUGUACUUCACCAACCGCAAGGUGAACUCCAUCUGCUGGGCAUCUGUCACCCACUCAGACUCGCAUGUCCUGCUGUGUCUGGUGGGUAUGGCGGAGACCCCUGGCUGUGUCAGCCUGCUACCUGCGUCUCUCUUCAGCAACUCCAACCCAGACCAGCCAGGGAUGCUGUGCAGCUUUAAGAUCUCCACAGCCUGGUCCUGUGCCUGGUGUCUCAACCCCCAGGCAGACAAGACCUUCAGCACAGGCCUCUCUCGUCGUGUCAUCGUAACGGAUGCUGUGACAGGCCGGAGGCAGACAUACGGCAUCAGCAGUGACGUGCUGGCUCAGCAGUUCGCUCUCAGGGCCCCGGUGCUGUUUAACGGCUGCCGCUCCGGGGAGAUCUUCAGCAUCGACCUGCGCCAGCGCGGCAGGAGGGACCACAGCUGGAAGGCCAGCCGCUUCCACCAGGACUCAGCCAUCACCUCCGUACGCCUGCUGCAGGAUGAGAACUACCUGCUGGCUGCAGACAUGCUGGGCCAGAUCAAGAUGUGGGACGUUCGUGUGACCCGGCCGGUGCAGCAGUAUAAGGGUCAUCAUAACGAACACGCCUACCUGCCCCUCCACGUCAACGAGCCUGAGGGGCUGCUGCUGGCAGUGGGUCAGGACUGCUACACGCGUGUGUGGAGCCUGGGGGACGGCCAGCUGUUACGGACCAUCCCGUCCCCCCACCCAGCGGGGAAGGACCUGAUCCCCAGCGUGGUGUUCUCCUCCCAGCUGGGGGGCCGCAGGGGCCUCCCCGGCCUCCUCAUGGCCGUCAGACACGACCUCUACUACUUCCCCUACAACAGCGACUACCAGGAGGGGGGCGAGGGACGAGGCGAGGGGCGGGCCUCCGUGGCUGCAGAGGCUGUCUGUUAGAGCCGGGGGCCCUGGUCUGAACCAGGUGUCACUGUCUUCUCUGGGAGAUUCAAGGAGGAAGAUGGGUCUAACGGAA